AUGUCGGGCAAGGGCAAGAACGAGAGCAUGCGCGCCGUCGUCGUCGCCGGCAACGGCCGCGGCCUCGUCGGCGUCGGCGAGGGCAAGGAUGCCAACGCGGGCGGCGCCGUCAAGAAGGCCUUCCAGAACGCCGUCAAGAACUUCGACUACGUCGAGCGCUUCGAGGGCCGCACCAUUGCCACGACGGUCAAGGGCAAGUUCAGCAGCAGUACGGUCACGAUGCGGCCACGCCCGCCAGGCUUCGGGCUGCGUGCGCCGCCGUCGAUCCACGCGCUGGCACGCUCGGCGGGCAUUGCCGACCUGUCGGCGUCGAUUGAGGGCUCGACGAACGAGACCAACGUGCUCAAGUGUGCCAUGGGCAUGCUC
Tilletiopsis washingtonensis is the source of this 366-nucleotide messenger RNA. RefSeq lists its product as hypothetical. NCBI's taxonomy places the organism in Eukaryota, Fungi, Basidiomycota, Exobasidiomycetes, Entylomatales. Gene Ontology annotation, cellular component: ribosome. The annotation marks the transcript as partial. The transcript has 2 exons. The record is from RefSeq and is a predicted model, not a curated record. Gene Ontology annotation, biological process: translation. Gene Ontology annotation, molecular function: structural constituent of ribosome; RNA binding.